This is a messenger RNA of Tetranychus urticae (two-spotted spider mite), 4611 nucleotides long. It is a transcript of the gene nolo, whose product is annotated as ADAMTS-like no long nerve cord. The record is from RefSeq and is a predicted model, not a curated record. Lineage: Eukaryota; Metazoa; Arthropoda; Arachnida; Trombidiformes; Tetranychidae.
UUUCACCAAAGGAAAGAUAAUCUUUCUUUCGCGCAGUGUAACUCAAGUUUGUUAGUUUGUUUAGUAAACAACUUUUUUUUUGUAUGUUCAUUCGAGUGCUCAAUUGAAGCAAAUAAUUGUCCCAACCCACUGGCAGCAAAAAAACACACAACUUAUACGAACGCUUUGUAUUUAUUUAGCUUACUUUUUUAUUGUGCUGUGUGUGUUCACUUCACCCUAUGAGUGGAUCUCAGUGUCUUUACAUGUACCAAGUUUAGUGUCACCUAUGAAGCAAGAUAAAUCUAUUUGUUUGUGUUUAGUCUUCAAACAAGCAUCACCAUGAUUUCAACUUGUAAAUUGGACCCAAAUUACAAGACAACUUUUUUAUCGUUACUAUUUAUUUUGUCACAAUUGAUUGUAACAAGCAAAGCAUCUUCAAGCAUCAAGGAUAAAGGAGGAGGCAAUGAAGAUGGCGACGAUUUCCUGAAAAUCAUUAGAAAACAAGAUUCUUCUUUAAUCAAUUCUUUCAACGAUAAUCCAUUUCAUCUGUACAUUCCUUCAUACAAGAUCUCAUCAUCUUUAAAAUCAAAUAUUCAUUCCAAUCAAUCACAACAGUUAACCUCACCAACAUCAGUUUUUGAGCCAACAGUUUAUCAUCUUGUAGUAAAUCUAAAUCAGCGCAACCUGGAUAAUCGAUUCUUAAACCUGGUUGGUCCUUUAAGUUCUCAUAUUUCCCAAUCCAUUUGUGUUCAAGUUGGUCAAAGUCUUCCAGUUGAUAUUGGAUUGUGUGAUGAUCAUCAAGUUGAUUAUCCUAAACCAGAUCUUAAUCAAUGUGAUGAUGUCAAAUGUCCGCCCAGCUGGAUAAUCGAAAAUUGGAGUCAAUGUAGCGUUACUUGCGGUACAGGAUAUCAAUAUCGAUCUAUCUUCUGUAUACAAAAAAAGACAAACCAUUCUCUAGUUCAAACGCCUGAUUAUCUCUGUCCAUCGCCUGAACCCCCAAAAGAGCGUCUUUGUAACAUUAAUCCGUGUCCUGAAUGGUUUGUUGAGCCUUGGAGUAAAUGUUCAGUUACUUGUGGUAAUGGCCAUCAAUAUCGUAAAGUGACCUGCCGUGAGGUCACUGGUGAGAUCAGUGACCAAUGUAAUAAUUCAACUAAGCCAAAAACCAAAAGGUCUUGUGCUUUACCAGCAUGUUCAAGAGCUACACUGAAAACAGACUCCUUGGACAACAAUGUUGAUGAGAAUAACUUACAUUCAGUUGGUAACCGUUUGGGUGAUGAUGAUGAUGGCCUAAUGACUUACCGAUUAACUGCCAGUAAAUUAUCCACACAUGAGACUAAUAGUGAUCCUGGUAAUGGUUACAAAUCAUCGACAACAUCUACAUCAAUUUCACCCUGGGAUAAAGAUUCAUCACAACCAAAAUUUUUUCCUGAAGAAUGGGGAUCUUGCACAGGAAUUUGUGGAACCGGAAUUCGACAGCGAAAAGUCCAUUGUAAAAUAAUGAUGGAUUUUUCAAAAAUUUUGUCCAUUGUUCCAGACGAUGAAUGUAUUGGAGACAAACCAGUUGAAACAGAGGAAUGUAAGCUUCUUCCUUGUCCUGAUUCAGAUGGAAUCGAGAAUGAUAAUUUGGAUUCUGCAAAAGCUGGGAUAAGCGAAGCUCUUAUAUCAUCAUUAUCAUCACCUUCUACAUCAUCUAAAUUUGGUUCCUAUUCUUGGAAAACAUUUGGCUUCACUGAAUGCAGUGCCUCUUGUCUUGGAGGAACUCAAGAAGAGGUAAUUGAAUGUGUCCGUGAUUAUGAUCAAAUGGUGGUACAACCUUAUUUAUGUAACAUAGAUGAUAAACCAGAUUCAAUCACGAAAACUUGUAAUGACCAUCCAUGUCCACCAAGAUGGAAUAUAUCUGACUUUGGACCUUGUUCUAAACCAUGUGGAGUUGGAAUUCAAACUCGUGAGGUUAACUGUAUUCAUGAAGUUACUCGAGGAUCUGAAAAUACAUUGAUUGUCCCUGAUGAUAGAUGUAAUGAGCCUAAACCAAUUGAAGAACGGGUUUGCAAUGAAGCUGAAUGUCCCAAGUUGGUUGAACAAACCAUUGAUAAACCUGAUAGAUGGUCUUAUGAUAAAUGUAAGGGUAAACAUUGUCCAGCUGAGGUAAAACCUAUUAAAAGUGGUCGCAAGUGUAAAAAGGAUUCUCGUAAUGGGUCAAGUUUAUCUUCAGGUACAGGAAAGUGCAAUAAGAAAAAGUCAGCCAAUUGUAAAUCUGGUAAAUGUAAAUCACAAUCUGGAGCUGAUGAAAAUAAUAACGUUGAUCAUGUCUAUGGAAAACCAUUUAUUCAAACUCUAUCCGAUAAAAAGGUUUCACUUAAGGUUGGUGGAACUGCUGUAAUUUAUGAAGGAACCACUCUUAAAGUUAGAUGUCCAAGGCGUAAAGAUUCAAGUGGAAUGUUACCUGAAAUAUAUUGGACUAAAAAUGAUUUACCAAUUGAUUUGGAUAAUGAUGAUGACAGAGUUAGUAUAACUCGCCUUGGUGCUCUCAAAAUUCACAAAAUUAAACUUUCCGAUGCAGGAAAUUAUGCCUGUUCUCAUGGAUCAACCAAAUUAUCUAUGACCGUUCAAGUGAUAACUCCAAAAUUAACAUCUACAACGAGUCCAGUUGAUGGAGAAUCAUUCCAAUAUGCAACAAUUAAUAAAGAUGAAAUUAAUAAAGUUGAUGAGGAUAACAUUUUGACUGGUAAAAUUAAACCUGAACCCCCUUACGAAGUAACCCAGGAAAUGGAAAAAUCUAGUCUUCACAAGUUAUCUUCUUACUUUAAGAAUAGAGCCAAUAACAAUAAUAACCAACGAUCAAAUGGUCAAGAUGCAGAUAAAGUUGAUUUAGAUGGUGGAUCUAAUUUUAUCGAACCAAGAGGAAUCUAUUUUGCUGAUCAACAAUCAAAUUAUCUGUCAAAUAAUAACAUAAAAGAAACAGAAGCUAGAUCAAGAAAAGCUAGAAAACCCUCUUCUGAUGAACCUUUGAAUUCAUGGGAUUCUUCCACUGUUAGACCGUCAUCAAUCCAAUCGAGUGCCUUUGAAUCGCGUACUUUAUUAAAAAAGUUUCUAUCUCCUGGUAACUCAUCAUUCAAUGAAGACACAAUUUAUGGUAGUACAAGCUUUAGACCCGAUGAUGAUAAUUCCCAAUCAACUGAACUGGCUGAAGGUAAACUUGAGUGGUUUGUAAGCUCAUGGUCAAAUUGCUCUCAACCUUGUGGUGGUUUAGGUGUUCAGAUUCGAGCCAGAAAGUGUUUAAUUAAAUUUAAGGAUAGCUCCAAAGCAACUCAUGAUGAUCAUUGUAUUAAAAAGGGAUUAGACGAGCCAGAAAUCAUCAAAAGCUGUUAUUCGUCUUGUCCUAAGUGGAAAAUUGAACCAUGGGGAAAAUGUUCAAAUUGUGUUGAAUUUGAUGUUGCCAAACAAUCGCGUAGCGUUACCUGUGUAAGACAUGACCAAACCUUGCCAAACUCGGAAUGUGAUAAAAGCACGUACCCAGCAACUUCACAGACAUGUACCAAUAUUGAUUGUCGUCCAAUGUGGUCAACAGAAGAUUGGAAAAUGUGUUCUGGUGUCUGUGGCAAAAAUGGCACACAAACUCGAUCUGUUAAAUGUGUAUGGCUUUCUGAUCAAGUAUCGGAGGCUAAGGGUUGCGAUGAGUCUAAAAAACCUAUCACAGUUAGGAAGUGUAAUGUAAACUGUGAUAAUAAACAAUCUGAUUGUCAAAAUUCAUCUUUCCUAUGUCAAUAUGCCAAACCAGAUUCCUGUGCACAUCCAACUUUCAUGAUAUCCUGCUGUAAAUCAUGCCGUUAUUUUGAUUUUAUCAAAACAAAAUGAUCAAAGGAAACGUUAAUGUAUAUGAUUAAAUCAGAGCUGAUAAUGUUUUAAAUUUGGCUAGAUUUGUGGUUCCAGUGAAAAACUCAACUGAUCAUAAGCUGGAUAAAGCAUAAAUUAAAGCAAAGACAAAUGAUAACACCAAAGUGUUCAAUCAAGAUCGGCUUCAACAUUAACUCAAGUGAAUGUCUCCAAUUUGAAGUUCAACUUCCAACCAACCUGAUUAACUGAAUCAUCAGAAUAAACUUGAAAGUCAACAAUUUAUUUAAGAAAUACCUGCUUUUUUUAGUUAAAUUUUUCUGUUUUUAUUCGUUUUUUUUCAUUUGUAUUUUCUAUCAAUUCGAUGUAACAUCUAAUCAUUUUGAAGCACAAUUUCCAUGUCAAAUUUGCAUGUUUUUUGGGUUUUGCUAAGGUCAACUCUUAUACAAUCAAUUUACAAAUUAUCUCAAAGAUGAUAAAAUAAGUUUUUUUCCAUAGAUCACAUCAAUCGUCAUUAUAAACAUGAUUAUAGUUGGAAUCAAUAAUCAGCAUCAAGAAUACAAGAGUUACCAGAUUGAUGAAGGUGUUGAUGUGUGAUAAAAUGUUUUGUUUCCUGCCUUUCAUGAUUUCAAACAAUUAAGACAAACAUUUAGCUCAAUAAAAAAUUGAAUGGUCUCAUCUAAUUAAUCUUGAAUCGCUUGCUGGAUACUAAAUUUUCAUCAAACCAAAGUGUCAAUCAAACCACUUACAAUCAUCAAGUUUAUUAAAUUAAAAAGCCAUCAAAAAUCUUUUUCACAACAA